Molecule: messenger RNA, 3545 nt
Organism: Catharus ustulatus (Swainson's thrush)
Lineage: Eukaryota; Metazoa; Chordata; Aves; Passeriformes; Turdidae
Gene: BORA
Product: BORA aurora kinase A activator
Exons: 12
Coding region: 425-2302 (625 amino acids)
Biological process (GO): regulation of mitotic spindle organization; activation of protein kinase activity; regulation of mitotic nuclear division
Cellular component (GO): cytoplasm; nucleus
Molecular function (GO): protein kinase binding
Source: RefSeq, a predicted model, not a curated record
UUUAGCGCCCGGGCGGAGCGGGAGCUGCCCGGGGCGUUAUUGCUGCUGGCCCCGUGUGCAGCUGGACGGCCGCUCGGUCUCUUCUGGUGCUCAGUUGGGGAUUUUUGUCUUGUUUGCUUGUUAUUUUGUCCUUGUUUGUGUGUUUGUUUGGUUUUUCUUAAGCCUUCUCUUCGUGUUCUUUCUUAACUCCUUUUCAUAGUUGCUGUUUGUUUGUAAUAGUUCGUUUAAACAAUUGCUAUGUUUAUCAACGUUAUGUCAUUAGGUCCAAGCCAUAGCUGUCUUAGUUUGUAAAAUGUUGCUGGUGCCUUAAAAUGAUUAAUUCUGUCUUCCCAAAGCCUUCAGGGUGGCCCUAAAAUGUCAAAAGUGUGAUUUCGUUGUUUUCCUUAAUUUUGCUCUCCCUCUUUUCCAGGUAUAGCUUAGUGUUAUGGGUGAUACAGAAGGAGCUAAAAUGCAGAUAACACCCGAAACUCCAGGACGAGUCACAAUCCUGAAUCCUUUUGAAAGUCCCAGUGAUUAUUAUACUCUUCAGGAGCAGAUUGUUUCCAGUCCCUCCGUCUUUAAGUCAACGAAAUCCUCAUCUACACCAGGAAAAUUCAGAUGGUCUAUUGAUCAGCUUGCUCUAAUAAAUCCUGUGGAAAUAGACUCGGAAGACAUUCGACGCCAAGGAAUGUAUUUGAGCCAUGCUAGAAUUGAUAAGGAGACAGAAGACAGAAGGCAAAAAGCUAUUGAGGAGUUUUUCACAAAAAAACUCAUAGUUCCUUCUCCUUGGACUGAGCAUGAAGGCAAGCAAGUUUCUCAGUUUAAUUCAACUAAAUCCAUAGAUAUAAAUAACAUUUCUCCGAUAGGAAGACAGCUGAGCUUGCAGCCUGGGAAAAGCAACGCUGCUUGUCAGACAGUACUGUCUUUGCCAGUGGACUUUGAUUUAGAGAAAAUACUAGGUGAGUAUUUUAGAACUGAUGAAUUUGCAGAUCAGUCUCAGGAAAAUCUGAGCUCUUCAUCACUCAGAAGAAAGCUGUUUUUGGAAGAAAAUGGGAACGUAUCUGCAUGUUUGUCCCCUUCUCUGCAUAGCCCAUGUGGUAGUCAGCCACUUGGAGUGCUUUGUUCAAUAGAAUUAUCUCCAGUCCGGUGCAGAAGCCCCCUGGACACAUCUAGUUCAGGUCAGUUUUCAUCAAGUCCUAUUCAGGGAGGAACAAGAGCUUACAGUCUGGGAAGUAUAACCAGUCCUCCGUUUUCAGAGGGGUCUCCUACACAUAAUGGUUCUCCUGCUUUUUCACCAAUUGCUUUUCACAUUAGAAAAACACCACUCUCAGACCAAAGAAAAUUUGCAUUUUGUUCUCCAGAUAUUCCUUCCUCCUCAAGUAGAAUGACACCCCCAAGUACAAGAAGUCCUUACAUAGAUGGCUGUUCUCCAAUUAAAAAUUGCUCUCCUAUGAGGCUUGGAGCCUGUCGAGGAACUGCCCAGUAUCAGACUUCUGUCAUUAGAAUACCAAUUGCAGUUGAGAAUCAUGAUGAGGAUGAGGAAGACAAGGAAAACGCUUCUCCAGUGGAAGCUCUGUUCCCAGAAAUGGAUAAUGGAAUAAACUUACAUCAGGAAGACAGUGAUACUUUUGCACAUGGUACACAUCUUGUGGUGGCAACUGUGUCUAUUGCACCAGAUCACUCAGAAGGCUGUCAUCGAAGGUUGUCAUCAUUUCGGGAUAUAGAGGGCUUAAAAGAAAAUAAUACUGUAGACAUGGCUGAUGCAGCUGAAGUCUCAGAGGAAAACACUUGGAUAAAAGAAACAAUUGACAGUAGCAAUACACCAAUGACCAGCUUUAUGACAGGCAUUACUUUCAGCAUUGAAAGCUCUCGCAUGUGCAUGUCACCUCUUGCAGAAAGCAGCGCAAUUCCUUGUGACAACAGUAGUAUUCAGGUGGACAGUGGUUACAAUACACAGACUUGUGGAAACAGCAUUAUGGAUACUGUGGGGGCUGAAAACAGUUGCAGAGAAAAUGACGUGAAUACUGUCAUGUUUCAGAAUAAAUCUCAGCUGCUUAGAACAAAGGAGUGUUCUGUUUUAAGCCAUAAGGACAAUCAGUUGCUGAGAAGAAAAUCUCCCGAGAAGCAAUCCUGUUUUCAGAAAGGAAAAACACAUAGCACAGUAUUUGGUCAAAAUGCAACUUGCAACAUUUCUGCUUGGAAACAUAAAAAUGAAAAUCAAGUUCAGGGAUUUCACAAAAGUGCAAGGCUGUCCCAGGAUACUGGAUUGAGUUCUGCUUUCUGUUCUAUUCCACAACCCACAGAAAAGCUUGUACCAAAGUGACAGUGGCUCAUCAGACAGUGGCUGAUGAGCAGCUGUUGGCACACUCGGCCUGAAACCUAUUGGUCAGAUCUAAAUUUGAAGGCAAGACAGUAUUUUAAAAAAAAAUUUAAAAGGAGAAGUGUGAACAGAAUCUCCUGGCAUUAAAAUCAGUGUGUUAGACCUGAGAGUUGUGUGUUGUUUGAAUAGAGCAGCUCUUGAAACGCUUUCAUUAAUAAUUUCCUAGUGAAGGGUUUCUGAAAAGCAUAUUUAAGAAAAAGGGAAAUGUCUGUCUGCAUCACUUGAGUGUAGUUCUCACACUGCAAAAAUAAAUGUAAAAAAAUUUACUUUAGAAACCUAGUGAGCAAACAUGAUGUGCAUUAUUUUUACUUUUGUACUGCAUGUGGGAUUAAGAGUAAUGGAAUCUAGUGUCAUAUAUUAGCUAUUACAUGAUCUUCAAACAGUGCCCCACUUGAAGCUGGAACUGGAUUGAUAACAGUUAAGGGAUGAAUUUUGUUAAAAGCAGGACUUUAACUCAGACUCUUAUAGAACAGGGCCUUCAAAAUGUUCUUAGCUUUAGCUUUUAAGUUCUGUCACUCCUGUUUCUCAUGAUAAUUUUAAUAAUAAUCAAUUGAAACAACUGUGCAAAGGAUUUAUUUUUGCAAUCAUGAUUACUAAAAUAGUAAUAUAAAUUUAAUGAACAUUAAACAGGGUAGCCCAAAUGAUCUGUUUCUGAAUUUUUCUGAGUUACAUGUAUUAUUAAGAUUUGGUUUUACUUUUUAACUAAAUUUUUUGAUUGUUUUUAACAUGUGUUCAGUGAUCAGAGGCUUUUGAAGUAUUCACAAGUAAAAAAGCAAUCCCUAAAGUAUUUCGUUUCAUCCUGUAUUACCAUUUUCUUAAAGGUAAGAAAAAAGCAGAAAUGGGUGAAUGUGAGAAGUAAUUAAGGAUGCCCCCACCUGGAUUGUCUGUACUUUGUCCUGUUUUGUAAUGUCCAGUUAGAUGAGAAAUAUUUAUUUUACGAAAACAUGCCUAUUUUUUUAUUAUGUAUGUACAACUGAUUUGUAGAAGAAACCUGCUGUGCAAAUUACCAUGGAAGUCACUUGACCAUUCUGUUUUCUGUUGCUGUAAAUGUAUUGGUUGGCACACAUUGCACAAAACGGUCAUUGUUUACAUUAAAUUAAUAUCAGUAGCUCUAUAAAGAGUCCUUUAACAUGUCUAACUGUAAAUUGAGCAGUGAAACAGAAUAAAGACAUUUCCUUAAUACCUA